Molecule: messenger RNA, 1530 nt
Organism: Carassius auratus (goldfish)
Lineage: Eukaryota; Metazoa; Chordata; Actinopteri; Cypriniformes; Cyprinidae
Gene: btc
Product: betacellulin, epidermal growth factor family member
Exons: 6
Coding region: 211-735 (174 amino acids)
Biological process (GO): positive regulation of cell population proliferation; positive regulation of mitotic nuclear division; epidermal growth factor receptor signaling pathway
Molecular function (GO): epidermal growth factor receptor binding; growth factor activity
Source: RefSeq, a predicted model, not a curated record
GGUCGGUUCAAUAAUCCAAGUAGUAAUCGCCAUCCAAUCCGUCACUCCCCUCUAAACUUGAGGAAACCCGAAGGUUAACUUUGGGAAGGCUGCUGGAAAGUUUUUAGCAACUCGGUGUUGUUGUUCAAUAAAAUAAUCUCUCUAAAAUGAAGGACAUGACUUCUGAAGCAACGAAGGGAGGGAAGUCUUCGGCUUGACGUGCAACACGAAAUGGACAGGACGCGCAGGUUCAUUUUAGGAAUAGUAACAGCUGUUGUCCUAUGCAAAUACUCCCAGGCUGAAUGGAAUACCACAAAGACACCAAGCGAUCACCAUGACAACAGCAACAACUGCACAGAUUCAAAUGAUGAGCACAAAUGGAGUGGCCAUUUUUCUACGUGUCCAACAGAAUACAAGCAUUACUGUAUCCAUGGUGUUUGCAGAUUUUUAAAGGAGCAGAACACUCCUUCAUGCAGAUGUGAAGCAGGAUAUAUUGGCUCUAGGUGUGACUAUCUUGAUCUUGAUUACCAUGUAGGAGAACGAAGGAAAAUUAUCAUCGGAUGUGUGGUGGCAGGAUUGAUCUUUCUGAUUCUGCUCAUCAUCUUCAUAUGUGUGUGUACACACAAAAGAUAUAAACCAUGUAGAAGAAAGAAGAGAAAAAAGCAAACAAGUGAUGAAAAUGAGAAGCUCAGUGCACUAAACGCAUGUGAAGCUUUAGCUGCUCCGUUCGACACAUCUGACACACAUGCUGUAUGAAUGAAACAGUGAAGUGAUCCUGCCAGUGACCUGAUUGUGGUGUGAAAAGAAGUUGUCCUACCGAGUGAUGAAAGCAGUGCUUUACAGUAAUCCUGAGUGGACUUUAAAUAAACUUUGAAGAAAUGGUGUAUAAGGCAACCUUUGCCAUUCUAUGUGCUACCGUUUCCUCCAUUCUUCAUACGACAAUUUAUUUUCAGACAUUUCCGAAGAAAAGUGGGAGAUGAUCUGAAUGCCUUCAGAAUGGCUGUAAUGUGAAAGCGUAUCAUAAUUCAAAUAAUUGAUAGCAUGCAAUAUGCUGAAUGCAAACAAAGUUGAUUUAUGUUGGUUUAAAUGUACAGGUCCUUCUCAAAAAAUUAGCAUAUUGUGUAUAAAGUUCAUUAUUUUCCAUAAUGUAAUGAUAAAAAUUAAUUUUUCAUAUAUUUUAGAUUCAUUGCACACCAACUGAAAUAUUUCAGGUCUUUUAUUGCUUUAAUACUGAUGAUUUUGGCAAACAGCUCAUGAAAACCCAAAAUUCCUAUCCUAUUUUGAGAAGGACCUGUAGUACUGUUUGUAUUGCAUAUGAAGAACAGAAUAUUUGGGGGGGGGGGGUUGCUAUAUCGGAUUUGACUAAAUAAGAUAUUAAGGUAAAUAAUAAUUUGUUCUAUGAUUCAAGUAGUUCUCCCGACAUUAAUGGACCAACAUUUUCUCUUUUAACUUAGAUUUAUUUAUUAACAUGUACAAACAUAUUUUUUUUUUGUUUGGUGUAUAUUUUAAAUUGUGAAAUUACCAUUAGUGAGACUUUUUGUCUUUAUUGAU